Molecule: messenger RNA, 2807 nt
Organism: Brienomyrus brachyistius
Lineage: Eukaryota; Metazoa; Chordata; Actinopteri; Osteoglossiformes; Mormyridae
Product: protein disulfide-isomerase TMX3-like
Exons: 16
Coding region: 61-1536 (491 amino acids)
Biological process (GO): peptidyl-cysteine oxidation
Cellular component (GO): endoplasmic reticulum
Molecular function (GO): protein disulfide isomerase activity
Source: RefSeq, a predicted model, not a curated record
GGUAAAUCAUUAAACUGAUCCGGAGUCGGUGAGCCGCCGAAACUUCGGUCGCUUGUGCGCAUGCGUCGUAAUGUGCCUCCCACAGGAAAGAUGGCGCCGGAGAAGUCUGCGCGAUUCUGUGCAGCGCUGUUGCUGAGUUUAUCUACGGCCUUCGCCCACGUCGAAGACCUGGAUGACACGUUUAAGGACAAUAGAGCAGAUGACAUCUGGUUGGUGAAAUUCUAUGCGCCCUGGUGUGGCUACUGCAGGAAACUGGAGCCAGUGUGGCAUGAAAUCGGGGCAGAGCUGAAGAGCUCAGGCUCGUCGAUCAAUGUGGGGAAGAUGGACGCCACAGCGUAUUCCGGCGUCGCCUCAGAGUUUGGAGUGCGUGGGUAUCCCACAAUUAAACUGUUGAAGGGCGAUCUCGCUUACAACUACAAGGGUCCCAGGACCAAGGAUGACAUCAUCGAGUUUUCAAACAGAGUAGCCGGGCCAGUGGUGAGGUCCCUUCCCAGCAGGCAGAUGUUCGAGCACAUCCUGGAUCGCCAUGACGUGGUCUUUGUUUAUAUCGGCGGGGAAUCGACCCUAAAGGAGAAGUACAUCGAGGUGGCUUCGGAGCUCAUUGUCUAUACUUACUUCUUCUCUGCGCUGGAGGACGCUGUUCCCCCUACCGUCACUCUGCAAGAGCUCCCUUCUGUCGCGGUGUUUAAGGACGGAAGCUACUUCCUGUAUGAUGCGUACCAGCACGGCGAGCUCUCCUCCUGGGUGAAUAAAGAGCGUUUCCGCGGUUACCUGGACAUCGACGCCUUCACCUUGUACGAGCUGGCGGAGACGGGGAAAUUGGUGGCAAUAGCAGUUGUGGACGAGAAGGUCCCCACAGAGGAGGGCGCCAGGAUCAAGAUGCUAAUGGAGAGAGUGGCAACAGAAUACAGAGAUCAGUUUAGCAGAGACUUCCAGUUUGGCCACAUGGAUGGGAACGACUACAUCAAUGGCCUCAUAAUGAGUGAGGUGCCAGUGCCGUCCAUCAUCGUGCUGAACACGUCCAACGAUCAGUACUUCCUUCCUCUGGAGCCAGUGGAGAGCCACGAGCAGAUGGUGGAGUUCAUUAACAGUGUGCUGGAUGGGACAGCCCAGGCUCAAGGUGGAGACAGUAUUUUUCAGCGGGUCAAGAGAGUGUUCUAUGAUGCCAGGUCCACUGUGAUGUCGGUGUUCCGCAGCUCGCCCCUGCUGGGCUGCUUCCUCUUUGGGCUGCCCCUGGGCAUAAUCAGCCUCAUGUGCUACGGGAUCUGCACCGCCGAGGCAGACGACGACAGCGAAGACUUGGAGCUACUGCGGAGGGAGGAGGAGGAAGAGGAGGAGGAAGAGCAGAGGCAGAGGGCGGAGCAGCAGGAGGCGGAGGAGGAACAGAGGCUGAGAGCGGAGCAGGAAGAGGAGGAGGAGGAGGAGCAGAGGCCGAGAGUGGAGGGGGGAGAGGACGACGAGGAAGAGGAGGAUGAGGAGGAAGAAGAGGAGGAGGAGGAGGAGGAAAAAAGUGCCAUGGACAAGAAGGUGGAUUAACAUUGAGCGUCAGACGGCCUCCAGGUGGAGGUGCUUCUGAUUUGGUGGUGUAGUACUUGAAAAUAUAUCAGUCUUCUCUUCAUUUAUGAACGUUUCCUAAUUCCCAUAAUUCCCUGCCCAUCCUUCCCAUAACUCCGGCCCUCACGGGGCUUUUAUUUUCCCAGUCAGGCAAUAGCACUGGGCACUUCUGACUGGUAAGAAUAGAGCACAUAGAGGGAGGCGUGGCCCCCGGCGUAGCACAGGGCCUGCGUGGCCCCUGGCGUAGCACAGGGCCUGCGUGGCCCCCAGUGCAAUAUGGAGCCGGUCAGCACUCUCCUGCACACGGGAGGCAGGCGAUGGGCACUAAUACUCGCUCCCCCCACAAGUCAUGGCCCCCCUAUAGACAUUGGACCCCCCCUACUGUAUCUGCUGCCUGGCAGGGAGCCGCUUACAUGCUGGUAUUCAUCUUCAUUAUUCCUGUUUUUUACUGGUCAGCCCUGAGAGUUUUUUGUUUUGCUGCCACAAUAAGAGUUGCGUACACUACAACACGUCGCUGUUACAUCGUAGGUGAUGGUUUGGGGUUAGGGUUUUCAUGGGUGGCUUUGCUUUUUUUAUCAUGGUCGUGUCCCUCAGCAGUAUUAAGCAGAAACCGCUCACCCGUUCACUUAUCGAAAUGCAGCGUUUAGCGGACGGACGGUUCGCUGCUCUCAUCAUGCACUGGAUGGGAAGAUAAUUCCAGCUGAUUGUUCAGAUCUGUUCAGGAAUAGACAGGUGCUUCUCCGAGACUUCCACUUUGUCCGCCAAUCUGCUGUUUUGCCGUACAUCAGGUCGUUCCCGAAGGUCUGUGAGACAGUCAGAUUCACAUAUGUGCUUCUGGCUAUAUCUACCCUAUUCUUAUAGGAUGACCUUAUGUUUCACAUAUUAUGUUUAUCUUUCAUUAAGGUGGUAGAGUAAGAGUGGUGGUCUCUGGGAUGUAGGGGAUUCCCACAAGUAGGGGAUUCCCACACUCUGCAAGUUCUACAGAACUACACCUGAAAUUCCCAAUGGGGUAGUUUGAGUUAUUGAUUUCUUUAAGAGUUGAGGUUGGACAGAGAGAAAGCACAUCUGGAAUCCUUAAGCCCUGUGGUUUCACACACUAUUAGCUGAUCCACACAAAACUCACACCAUCAACCACAGUGAUGACGUCAGGGAUCACAGGUCCAAUCGAUAGCAUUGAUUUGCUUUGUGUCUGACUUUGGAUGGUAACCCAUGGAGAUGAACACCAAAAAUAAAUGUCUUUUGAACAGAUGAAA